Molecule: messenger RNA, 5053 nt
Organism: Synchiropus splendidus (mandarinfish)
Lineage: Eukaryota; Metazoa; Chordata; Actinopteri; Syngnathiformes; Callionymidae
Product: eukaryotic translation initiation factor 4 gamma 3-like
Exons: 32
Coding region: 338-4312 (1324 amino acids)
Cellular component (GO): eukaryotic translation initiation factor 4F complex
Molecular function (GO): protein binding; mRNA binding; translation initiation factor activity
Source: RefSeq, a predicted model, not a curated record
GAAGCUACAUAGUGAUCUGAUUUUUGGAAACUGUUUUGUGUAUCCCAGAUGAAGAACGGAGAACUGAGACUCUUGGAGGUGCCAAACGUGGAAAGCUCUUUGCUGGGCGUCUUGCGGGUGACUCGGGCUGCACAGCUCCGCCCUUGUGGUCCACUUGGAAUGACUGGGCGGGCCUGAUUUGGCCCCCGGGCCUCACGUUUGACUCGGGGUUGGCAAGAUCCUGGAGGCGGGGUGGAGCUAUCUUGUGAUGGAGGCACCCACUGACCUCCGGGUCCAUCAUGCGUCUCACAGAACCGACACCACGGCGUCACCGUAAUGAAGCUUCACGCGACACAAAAUGAACCUAAGGACAAGUCGAGGUCACGACUUCAAAUCGUACCUGGCCAGCUCAUGCAGAGGUGGAAUGGAAGACGGAUGGAGGGCGCGGCACCAGCCGGACGUGCUGCUCAACAAAGCUGACAACGCCUGGAGGCCCUCGGUGAACAUGUCGUCCCGUGGCCUCGCCGAAGAGAAGGACCUGGAGGCGCUCAAGACCCAGAGGUUGUUGAAGCAGGUGCGGAGCAUCCUCAACAAACUGACCCCGGAGAAGUUUGACCAGCUGAUGAAGCGGGUCAAGUGCCUGACGGUGGACACUGAGGAGAGGCUGAGAGGGUUCAUCGACCUCCUUCACGAAAAGGCCAUCUCCGAACCCAACUUUUCGGUGGUGUAUGCGAAGAUGUGCCAGCAACUUAUCGGGAUUAAAGUCCAAAGCACCAACAAACCUGGAGAAUCUGUGACUUUCCGAAGGUUCCUCUUGCAGCAGUGCCAGAUGGAGUUUGAGAAGGACAACAAUGAUGAGAACCUGGUGAAGAAACAGAAGGAGCUGGACGCUGUGAAGGAGGUGGAAGAGAGGCAGCAGCUGGCUGAAGAGCUGGAGGAGGUCAAGUACAAAGCCAGGAAGCGCUCGGUCGGCAACAUCAAAUUCGUGGGCGAGCUGUUUAAGCUCAAGAUCAUCAAGGGCGCCAUCAUGCACAACUGCAUCUCCAAGCUUCUGAAGAAUUCUGACGAGGAGUCUCUGGAGUGCCUCUGCAAACUGGUGUCCACCAUCGGCAAGAUCCUGGACGUCAGCGGGAACAAGACUCUCAUGGACAGCUACUUUAAAACCAUCAGCAGAAUCGUGAAGGAAAAGAAAACGUCAGCCAGAAUCCGCUUCAUGUUGCAAGAUGUGGUGGACCUUCGCAAGAACAAAUGGGUGCCUCGGAGAGAAGACCAAGGCCCCAGGACUAUCGAUCAGCUCCACAAUGACCUGAAGCUGGAGCAGCACCGGGAGCAGCUGAAGAUGCAGGAAGUCCUCCUCUCCCAGCAGGAGUCCACGGUCAGCCCAAGACACAGAUGCGAGAAUGGAAGGCGACCGUGCGGGAGCCACACCUUAAUGGGCCGAUACAUGCCUGCGCACGACGGCUUCAGCUCACCGUAUUACUGGCCCGUGGAUUGGACACGCCUCAAAAACCUUCGGACCAUCCUUGACAUGACUGAUUUACCACUGAUGCCCGGAGGCGGAAGAAAUCUGUUGGUCUUCUGGAGGAAAGGCUGCGGGUACAAACCAGACAAAUUGACUACCGUGGCCUUCCAAGCUUACCACACCUCCUCCAAGGCUCUGAAGAAAGAAGAGGUGGAGAAGAAGUCCAAGGCCAUCAUCCAGGAGUACCUCAACAUCAACGACAUGGAGGAGGCUCUUCUCUGUGUGCAAGAACUGAACAGCAGCAAUUUGCUCUCUGUCUUUGUUAAAACCGGACUGGAGUCUACGCUGGACCAGAACACAGUUGCCCGAGAGCUCAUCGGCCUGCUCCUGCACCAGCUCAUCACAGAAGGCAUCCUGAUGACUCAGCAGUAUUUCAAGGGGCUCAAUGAAGUCUUGGAAAUGUCCGAAGACUUGGAAAUAGACAUCCCUCGCAUCUGGUUGUACCUGGCCGAGCAGAUCACGCCCAUUCUUGCCGAAGGAGGAAUCCCCAUCAAGUCGCUGUUUGAGGAGAUUUCAAAGCCUUUGAUUCGUCUGGGUAAACCAGAAGAGCUGGUGGUGGAGAUACUGAGGCUGCUGUGUAAAACUCUGGGUCCUGAAGGGGCUGGUGCCAUGUGGAGGGAGGCGGAGCUUCAAUGGAAGGACUUCCUCCCUGAGAGCACUGAUGUGGACAUGUUUGUCAGAGAGAAGAACUUGCAGUUCACACUCAGUGACCAGUCAGAGGAAACCACACAGGUGUUGAAGUCUGAAGAUCCGCCGGAGAUGAUGGUCCCGGACAAGGACGAGGAGAAGAUCGCUGACGAGGCUGAGGACUCACCUCUUCAGACCAAUGACCCGGAAAACAUCCCACUGGACUCUGAAGGAGAAAAGAAUCCAUCAGUUCCAUCACUCAAAGACUGUGACGACCAACUGGAACAAGUACCACCAACCCCCGCCAAGCCUCCUCUCACUAAAGAAGAGGUGGAGAAGAAAUCCAGCGCCAUCAUUGAGGAGUACCUGAGUAUCAACGACAUGGAGGAGGCUCUUCUCUGUGUGCAAGAACUGAACAGCAGGGAUUUACUUCAUGUCUUUGUUCAAACUGGACUGGAGUCUACACUGGACCAGAACUCGGUCGCUCGAGAGCGCUUUGGCCUCCUCCUCCACCGGCUCAUUACUGAAGGCACCGUCUCCACUGAGCAGUAUUUCAAGGGGCUCAAGGAAAUCCUGGAACUGUCGGAAGAUUUGGAAAUCGACAUCCCUCGCAUCUGGCUGUACCUGGCAGAGCAGAUCACGCCUGUGGUGGCCCAUGGAGGACUCCCUAUCAAGUCGGUUUUGGGGGAGAUUUCAAAGCCUUUGAUUCGUCUGGGUAAACCAGAAGAGCUGGUGGUGGAGAUACUGAGGCUGCUGUGUACAACUCUGGGUCCGGAAGGGGCUGGUGCCAUGUGGAGGGAGGCGGAGCUUCAGUGGAAGGACUUCCUACCUGAGAUCACUGAUGUGGACAUGUUUGUCAGAGAGAAGGCGUUGCAGUUCACAUUGGGUGACCAGUCAGAAGAAACCACAAAGGUGUUGAGCUCUGAAGAACAGCCGCAGAUCAUAUUCCAGGGCACGGACGAUGAGACAGUCGUGGUUGAGAUGGAGGAUGAGGUUAGUGAAGCUACGACAAGACAAGACAUGGAGCGGCUGGAGACGGUGAUGCCAGACGAACUGAUGCCCCAGAAGAUGGAGGAUCUGGAGUCGCGGCUCGAUGGUGAGUUACAGAGAACCCAAACUGACGUCAGCUUCGAAGACCUGACGGAGCAGGUGGACACGGAGACGGAGGACGGUGCUGAGUCAAUCCCCAACGUCACACAGACGGAGUUGGAGGAAGCCAAAUCUAUGUUGAGUUUUAAUGAACUGACUGAGCGGUCGGACGCUGCGUUCCAGGAGGAGUCAAAUGACCAGAGGAGUUAUGAAAAAAUGGAGGAUGUGGCGUGUGAGCUGGAUGACCAUGGAAACAACGAGCAGGGCUUUGAAGAUCUGACCGAGGAGCUCGACUCUGUGAGCCAAGACGAAGCCAAGAAGAUGUCAGAUACAACUGAGAAAGUCGAGUCGGGCGAUGAGUUGCCCGUCACACAGGGUGAGACGAGCUCUGCAGACCUGAUGGAGCAGCUGGACUCGAAGGUCGGGGAGGAGUCAGACGUGCAGAAGACCUCUGACAAGACUGAGAGCCUGGAGUUGGAGUUUGAGUCGGAGGACACACAUUCAGAUGUGGAGAUCCAACACCAGGCUGUUAGCCAGAGCAUUUCCUGCGUGAUCAAGGAUGUGGAGUUCAGUGAGGACUUCCGGCGAGCCAAAAGGCAGUGGAGCACUGGAGAGCUGAGCAGGCAGCUGGACGCCGUGAUUCAGGAGCAGCCGGACAACCAGAUGAUCUCUUACUGGAUCGAGGAGAACAUCGACGAGGAGCAGAUCUCCUCCCCGGUGUUUGUCAGGGUCCUGACGACCUGCGUCUGCCGCUCCGCCAUCGUCUAUGAGAGAGUCUACAAGGUGGAUUUGAAGCAGCUUUACCACCGAGCUCAGCUGCUGCAGAAGUAUCUGGAGGAUGAAGAGCAGCAGCUGCAGGCGCUGUACGCCCUGCAGGCCCUGAUGGUGGAGAUGAAGCACCCCAAGUAUCUGCUGCAGAUGUUCUUCGACCUGCUUCACGACUGUGAUGUCGUCACCAGAGAGGCCUUCUGUCGCUGGGAGUCGUGCUGCGACCCCGAGGAGCAGCUCGGCAAAGACGCGGCGCUGGAGUCUGUCGCCUCCUUCUUCACCUGGCUCAGAGACGUUGUGGAGAACAUUGAAUAUUUUUUCGUGUGAGUCGCGAAGAAAGAGGUGGCGCUCAUACCACGGCGGGUUACACUUGAGACGAGGCUGAGGACGGAACGCAAGCCCAGCCAGUGCGACCGUGGACAGACUGCUGGAGUGUCGUCUCAGCUCACAGACCAACUGUGAAGUCAGCAAGUCGUGUCCACCAUGCCUGCACUCUCUUCUUCACCGAUGCCUCAGGGGCUCUCUCAGCUGCCCCACCACUGCCACUUUUACGAUCUACAACUCACUGUAUCAUCAGCAAACAUCAUCAUCCAUGGAGGCUCCUCGCCAACAUCUGUCUGUCACUGCAUCACCAUAGCAACAAGAGGAGCUGAUCCUUGAGGUCUCACCUUGAAUUCCUCCGUCACUCCUUCAGCAGUCAUGUCCCACGCUCCCGCGAGACACACAAUCAAGAUCCUUUUGGUGAGAUUCGUUUAGAUUAGAUUAGAUUAGAUUAGAUUAGAUUAGAUUAGAUUAGAUUAGAUUAGAUUAGAUUAGAUUAGGUGAGAUGUUUUAUUUGUCCCAUGGUCAGGAAAUUCAACCUAUCAUUGCUGCCAAUGACAACAAAGCCAACGACAUCUUUGAACUUGGGUUUCAACUUAUCUAAAACCAUCGCAAGUUACGUGACCCCUGGGGUCAUAAUGUAAUGGUCGCCUUGUGUGUGUGGAAUGUAUGAAACUGACAGAACAGCGCCUCCCUGAGGUGGGCUACUGUAAUCACACCUGUUCGUCGUCAGUAGUAUAAAAAUAA